UCAUCGCCUUUGGUUUUUGGUCAAAUGAAAAGUUUUGUUUUAGUUCGGUACAUUGGAUUGAUCGGUAAUUAUUUAUUGUUAAAUUUAAAAUCGUCUACUGAUACCUACCUACUACAGUUCUAUAUGCAAUCGGCUUUUAUCACAUCACAUUUAACAAUGUCAAUCUCUAGUAAUGUACGACAUUUAGCUCAGAAUUUCGUAAACAGUUGGCAAUGUUUGCUGUUAUCACGCAACCUUCACUCUUCACGAAGUCUUCGACAUGGAGAGUACGAGUGGCAAGAUCCUAAAAGCGACGCUGAGGUAGUCAACAUAACGUACAUCGAUAAAGAUGGUAAUAGAAUGACGGUUCGUGGUAAGGUGGGCGAUAAUGCUCUUUAUCUAGCUCAUCGGUACGGCGUGGAAAUGGAGGGUGCAUGUGAAGCUUCUCUGGCCUGCACCACCUGCCAUGUGUACGUUUUGGGUGACUACGGCGAUAAGCUACCGGCUUCCGAGGAAAAAGAGGAUGACCUGCUGGAUAUGGCACCGUUUUUGAAGGAGAACUCACGCCUAGGUUGUCAGAUUGUGUUAACCAAGGAAAUGGAAGGUAUGGAACUGCAGUUGCCACUAGCCACACGGAAUUUCUACGUUGAUGGACAUAAACCUAAGCCGCACUAGUCACUAGGAUAGUUUGACUGCUGUUAUUUAGUAGGUGACACAUGAACCUAGCUUUUUUUUAUAAAUCUGUUUAGAUGUAUGAAUCAAAAUUGUUAUGAAUUCAUUAUUAUAGUACAAUUACAGACAAUAUGUAAAACGA
This is a messenger RNA of Topomyia yanbarensis, 793 nucleotides long. It is a transcript of the gene Fdx1, whose product is annotated as adrenodoxin-like protein 1, mitochondrial. The coding region runs from base 25 to 654 and encodes 209 amino acids. Gene Ontology annotation, cellular component: mitochondrion. The record is from RefSeq and is a predicted model, not a curated record. Gene Ontology annotation, biological process: P450-containing electron transport chain; positive regulation of oxidoreductase activity. Gene Ontology annotation, molecular function: 2 iron, 2 sulfur cluster binding. Lineage: Eukaryota; Metazoa; Arthropoda; Insecta; Diptera; Culicidae. The transcript has 3 exons.